AGAGAGAAAAAAGCCGACGUGUUAUCUAAAUAAUAACUUGUUAUUUGCCGUUGAAAACGCGCAAUGCCGACUUCCCCUGCUCAAUCUCCCACUUCUCAAUUCUUCUCACCAUAAAACCCCCACGAUUUUCCCAAAAUAAAAGUGGGAGAAACUAUAAAAGUUUCUAUCUUUUUUUGAAUUUUUUCAAUAAAUCUACCGUGAUGGUGAUGAAGAUGGAUCUGGGCAGAUGGGUGUUGUGCUUUUGCUUAUUGGCAUUGUUCCUGCCCACAAUUGUGUCCGGGAAUGCGGUUUUCAGAGUGCAGCACAAGUUCAAGGGUCGUGGGAAGUCGUUGAAUGCACUCAGGGCACAUGACACUCGCCGUCACGGUAGAAUUCUUUCGGCUGUGGAUCUACCUUUGGGUGGCAAUGGUCAUCCUUCCGAAGCUGGGCUCUACUUUGCUAAAAUCGGGAUUGGAACUCCAUCAAAGGACUAUUACGUGCAAGUUGAUACAGGAAGUGACAUAUUAUGGGUUAAUUGUGCUGGAUGUGACAGAUGUCCCACAAAAAGCGACCUUGGUGUUGAUCUAACUCUAUAUGAUAUGAAAGCCUCUACAACUUCAGAUGCAGUUGGUUGUGAUGAUAAUUUUUGUUCCUUAUAUGAUGGUCCACUACCUGGUUGCAAACCGGGGUUGCAAUGUCUAUACAGUGUUCUUUAUGGAGAUGGGAGCUCAACCACAGGCUACUUUGUGCAAGAUUUUGUACAAUACAACAGAAUUUCAGGAAACUUUCAAACCACACCAACUAAUGGGACUGUAGUAUUCGGAUGUGGAAAUAAACAAUCUGGGGAGCUAGGCUCAUCUUCUGAAGCACUUGAUGGAAUACUUGGUUUUGGACAAUCAAAUUCGUCUAUGCUUUCACAGCUAGCUUCAUCUGGAAAGGUGAAAAAAGUAUUUUCACACUGCUUGGAUAAUGUAGAUGGAGGUGGAAUUUUUGCUAUUGGAGAAGUUGUGGAACCAAAAGUAAACUUAACCCCGUUGGUACAAAAUCAGGCACAUUACAAUGUUAUUAUGAAGGAAAUUGAGGUGGGUGGUGAUCCUCUUGACGUUCCCUCAGAUGCAUUUGAAUCUGGUGACCGGAAAGGCACAAUAAUUGACAGUGGCACAACCUUGGCUUAUUUCCCACAGGAGGUUUAUGUUCCACUAAUAGAAAAGAUUUUGUCUCAGCAGCCUGAUUUGAAACUACACACUGUUGAACAAGCAUUCACAUGCUUUGACUACACUGGAAAUGUCGAUAACGGAUUUCCAACUGUCACCCUUCAUUUUGACAAGUCAAUUUCUUUGACAGUGUAUCCUCAUGAGUAUCUGUUCCAAGUUAAGGAGUUUGAGUGGUGUAUUGGUUGGCAGAACAGUGGGGCACAAACAAAGGAUGGAAAGGACUUGACUCUUUUGGGAGAUCUUGUACUAUCAAAUAAGCUUGUUGUAUAUGAUCUUGAAAAGCAAGGAAUUGGAUGGGUUGAAUAUAACUGCUCUUCAAGCAUCAAAGUGAAGGAUGAACGUUCUGGAUCUGUAUUCCGUGUAGGUGCCCAUGAUCUUUCUUCCAGUUACAGUCUGACUAGUGGAAGCAUUUUGAUAUCAUUGUUAUUACCAAUUGCUAUGCUUCACAGUUUUAUAUAUUGAAUCAUUGGGAUGAGUAAGAUGGCAUCCAUUGAUUUUGUUGUACCAUAAUUUGUUUUUUCAACAUGCGUGCUUGAUAUAAUUUUUUGUUUAUAACAAUGCCUCAGUCAUGUGUACUGUGCUUUUCUAAUCACAACACGGUCCAAAGGAUAGUUUUCUUGCCAAAUUUC
This is a messenger RNA of Vitis riparia (riverbank grape), 1822 nucleotides long. Its product is annotated as aspartic proteinase-like protein 2. The record is from RefSeq and is a predicted model, not a curated record. Bases 201 to 1655 code for a protein of 484 amino acids. Lineage: Eukaryota; Viridiplantae; Streptophyta; Magnoliopsida; Vitales; Vitaceae. Gene Ontology annotation, biological process: proteolysis. The transcript has 10 exons. Gene Ontology annotation, molecular function: aspartic-type endopeptidase activity.